AUGGCUCAAUCCGUUGCUCCCGGCGACAUCACCACGCAGCCCGGCACGAAGAUCGUGUUCAACGCCCCGUACGAUGACAAGCACACCUACCACAUCAAGGUGAUCAACUCUGGAGGACGUCGCAUCGGAUGGGCCUUCAAGACCACCAACAUGAAGCGUCUUGGCGUUGACCCGCCGUGCGGAGUCCUUGACCCCAAGGAGCAGGUUCUGGUUGCCGUGUCGUGCGACUCGUUCCAUGGACGAACACCCCCCGACGGUGCCGCCAAGCAGUUCCGCCGCGAGUGGUUCCAGGGAGACGGCAUGGUCCGCCGCAAGAACCUCCCCAUCGAGUACAACCCC
Messenger RNA from Mesorhabditis spiculigera, 339 nucleotides. NCBI's taxonomy places the organism in Eukaryota, Metazoa, Nematoda, Chromadorea, Rhabditida, Rhabditidae. The record is from the annotation of a GenBank genome assembly.